Molecule: messenger RNA, 1635 nt
Organism: Lucilia cuprina (Australian sheep blowfly)
Lineage: Eukaryota; Metazoa; Arthropoda; Insecta; Diptera; Calliphoridae
Exons: 2
Coding region: 1-1635 (544 amino acids)
Source: RefSeq, a predicted model, not a curated record
AUGGUAUCUGAUUCGCUUCCAACUUCAUUGCAAGAUAGCUCCAACCGCAAAUCAUAUAAUCAGCAACCUGCAUCACAAAAAACAAACAAAUAUGCAAUGCUUAGCAUGGCCCACAAACCGUGUUUUAUUUGUGAUGGUGAAUGUGCGGACAUAUGUAAUUGUGAAAAGUUUUUGAGCAUGGAAGUAGAUGAUCGCUGGAAAAUUCCGAGAAAUGCCCACAAGUUCAUCAACGGCUAUUCCGCCGUUAAUUGUCAUGUAGACUGUCAACUUGAUAAUGUUUUGUUCCAGAUAAUCCCAAUAAAGCUUUACAAUAAUGGAAAAGAAGUGUCUAUUUACGCCUUUAUAGAUGAUGGGACUAAUGCAACAAUUCUAGAUUGGGAUAUUGCUCGUCAGCUAGACCUACACGGCACAACAGAUACGCUAAAGCUGCAAUGGUUAAAUGGUCGCUCGUCUAGUGAAUCCACAGAAAUUGUUGAUGUUUAUGUAAGCGCUAUUGACGAUAAUAAAAAUAAAUAUGAAAUGAAAAGAAUUUACUUGUCAAAAAAUCUAGAAUUGCCAACCCAAUCGAUUGUUAAAAAUCAGCUGACUGUUAAUUAUCCCCAUUUGACAAAUAUACCAAUUAACGAAUACAUUUCAAUAAGACCAAAAAUGAUAAUAAGUAUUGCUCACGCAUUUUUAACAGUUCCCAAUGAAGUUAUAGAAAAUCCAUCGUAUUUUGGUCCGAUUGUUAUAAAAUGUAAAUUGGGAUUAAUUAUUUAUGGUCCCGUGAAAAAUUGUGAUUCAAAGGCCAAGCAAGUAUUUUGUACAAAUGCAGUAAAAAAUAAAACGGCCGAUGAAGAAAUAAAAGAUAUGAUGUAUAAUUACUUUGAGGUUGAAUCUUGUGGUGUGAAAAGUAAUAUUAAAACAAUUUUGUCAAGUAAACAUGAAAGAGCAUUAGAUAUAAUGAACACAACAACAAAGUUCAUUGGUGAUCGUUAUGAAUGUGGCUUAUUGUGGAAAACUAACGAUAUCUCGUUUCCACCAACUUAUGAAAUGGCCCGAAAAAGAUUAGAAUUAACAGAAAACAAAUUUAAAAGGGAUGAUGUAUAUGCUAAGAAAUACUGUGACAAAAUUGAAUUUCUGUUUAAAAAGGGAUAUGCCAGACGGUUAAGCCAAUCAGAGCAAGCAAUUACACCAAAAACCUUUUAUUUGCCUCAUUUUGCCGUUAAAAACCCAAACAAAGAUGAUAUUCGCGUCGUUUUUGAUGCUGCAUCCAAAGUCCAUGGAAUUUCUUUAAAUGAUGCACUUCUUUCUGGCCCUGAUUUAAACAAUUCACUUAUUUCAGUAUUGUUUAAAUUUAGAGAAGCACCGGUAGCGGUUUGCGGAGAUAUUCGUGAAAUGUUUUUGCAAGUAGCCAUAAAGAAUGAUGACAUAAAUUCUCAAAGAUUCUUGUGGAGAGGUUUAGAUUGUAAUGAUUCCAUACAACAUUGUGUUAUGACAAGAAUGAUAUUUGGCGCCGCUUGCUCUCCUACUAUAGCUCAAUUUAUUAAAAACAAAAAUGCCCAGACAUUUUCGGAAGUAAGCCCAAGAGCCGAGGAUGCUAUAAUUUAUCGUCAUUAUGUAGAUGAUUACGUGGAUUGUUUCCAGUCAGAUUAG